GUUCAUUUACAGUUAAUGAGCCUCGCGCGCUGUCUGACAAGAGCAAGCAGGUAACUUGCAGCAGAAAGAAAGUCACCGUGAACCGUCGGCGUAAAAAAAUACACAAUGAGUGAUUCAGAACAGCAACAAGAGGCUGAGAAGGAGUCCCAGCCUCAGUGGCCUGAGAAUGGAGGAGAGUGGAGUGAUGAAGAGGAUGGGACCAACAUGGACUGUGGGCUCCUGCAGGCCAUGGCUGAGGAAGAUGAGGCAAUAAACGUCCACAAUGAGGAGACGUUUGGAAUGGAUCUGGAUGCCACAGAGGACCCCAGCGUCGAUGUGCUUCAGUUUGGAGAGCUGCUGCCCCUACCACCUCCACCUCCACCAGACCCCAAACCCUCGCCCCGCAGCAGCCUCCCCUCCCCUCCCAGACAGAGACCACAGUAUUUCUCCCGGGCUCCAGCGCAGCGCGACAGAUGCAGGGGGCUGAGAGGAGGGCUGGGCAGGGGGCAGAUGUUUGAAGACCCCGCUGUGAUGAGGACAGUGGAGGGGAGACCCAGCAUCAAGACUCUUGACAGUGCCAUAGUGGACCUCGGGAAUACCAUCUAUCAUAAAACCUUUGACGAUGAUGACAGUGCUAUCGUGUGUGUGAUUGAUGGUCACAGAGGGAGAGGGCAGCACCUGACCUCCAACUUCCGGGAUGUGCCGUGUCCCGCCUCUUACUACAGGGGCCGGACAGGGGAGCUCGGAGGAUCUUACUCCAGGAGCCCGUUUGACCAAAGAGGCCCCUCUCAGAUGCAUACGUCCAUGGUAGGAGGAUCACCUAUCUUCUCACGUCAGACGUUAACCCCACGGCAACAUUACAAUCAGCAGACGGGAGGCUUCAUGCGCUGCCCCUCCACCCCAAAAAUGAUGCAACUUCACUUCGGUGCCAACUCUCCGAGGCCGUCCGCCUUUUACAGCCCCUCGUCUAAUCCGGUGCAGCAUUUCAGAUACCCCGGUCCCGUCACCAUGCUCCACCCACAACAUAAACGGCUUCUCAGUCAAAAACAACGUAUUUUCCAAAGAAAAACAGAGGACUGGGAUCCUUACUGUAAUCUCAUGACGGCCAAAGAGAAGGAGUGGAUCACCCGGCUGCAGAUGAUCCAGCUGCAGAGUGAGAAUCCGUACCAUGAGGACUACUACUACCAGGAGUACUACCGGCGAAUAGAAGCUAAGAUGGCAGAGGAAGAGCUGGGCAUCAGGAGCAAGAGGGAGACGCCUAAACUCACCACACCUUACAUCACGAAAACUGAUGUUUACGCACCAGUGGUGCACAUUGAAGGCUCUUUGGGUCAGGUUGCUGUGUCCACAUGUUACUCUCCUCGCCGGGCCAUCAGCGCAGUCAAUGCAGUCCAAACUCAGGGCCCGCUCGAGGAACAGAAAGACAUCAAGCAGCAGCGGUUAGAGGUCCUCAGUAAAAUAGAAAAGUUGUUCAUGGUUCUGCUGGAGGUGGAGGAGGCAGAGAGGAUGAAAACCCUCCUCUUGCCUGAAGCAGAAGAAAGGAGGAUCAUGGAGAAGUCCCAGGGCAAAGUGGAGCACAUCUACUCCCAGCUGCAACAUCACAGCACCCUAGAUUCAGGAGUGGAGUUUCUUCCUUUCCUGCUGGUCUCAAAAGGCAAAAGGCUUCUCGCCCGUCUGCUCCCGUUCCUGAAAAAGGAUACUGCUCUGAACAUUUUGAGCAUAGUGACCUCUAACCUUCCUGCACUGAUGAGCAGAGAUUCAGAAGAGGCCCUUCCAGUGCUCUACCCUCCUCUUCGCAAAGUGAUUGGAGGCCUGGCGUUCAGUCAGCUGAUCGGCGUCCUCAAAGAGCUGACGACAUACGAGUCUCUGACGCUGGCAUGUCAGAACAAGUUUGGACUGUCCUUGCUGUACGCUCUCCUGUCCCAAGGAGAGAAGCUGCUGUCCUCAGGCGUUCCUCUAGAUCCCUGCAUCGGCGACUUUGAGACAUGGACGGACACAAUCUUCCAGGUGGCGGGACAGCUGUCCGAGUCUUCUCUGGUGGAGCCACUGCUCAUGCCCUCCAACCUGCUGACUCUCUUCUGCCGUUACCUGGACAAGCGCACUGUGCAUCAGCUGAAAAGCAACAUGGAGUCUGCUACUGGAUACCUGGCUCUUGCAUCUUAAGGUGGACGUAAGCUAAAGAGACGUUCAGCUAAUGCCCAGGUUGUGAUGAACACUAGAGUUAUAGGAGAAGCAAAACGCUGAAAGACUCCUCAGUGUUUAUUCACAAAAGAAGAAUGUACAAAAUGCUUUGAUGCUUAUAUUUUUUUCCUCCUCUUCCUUAUCCCUUCACAUUUUUGCACACCGGCUGUUUCCCCUUUUUAUUUCCUUUGUCUGAUCGUUUGACUUUCCUCUCUUUGGUCUCCAGUAGGUUACAGCAUUGCAAGUUAUUCUGAAGUCGCAAACCUGAUUUUCCUUUUGUUUUAAUAACAAAUUGCCAUCAUUUCAUGAGAUAUGCCAUAUAAUGAGUUGGUAACAUUAACUAGCAGAUAGAGCUGAUUUCUUUAUUUGUAUUCUAUCCGAUCCCCGUUACAUUCAGGACAGAAAACGUACUGAGAUAAAUGUGUUGGAUUAGAUAUUGGUGACCAGGUUGAGGAUUGUAUAGUAUUUAAGAUUGUACAGCUGAACCAUUCUGUUCAUUAUAAUAAUAAUAACUAUGAAGGUAGUUGUCAUGGCAUAGUCCGUCAACAUAAGCAAUGCAAUUUUGAUUUUUUUGUAAAAAGGCAUGCAUUGUGUCCAAAUGUAUAGUGAUACAAAAUUGAUGUAUUUGAUGUCAUUUUUAUUUAUUAUAUUCAUUUGGAAACCGUGAUCAUUUAUAUUGCACCCUUGUAGAGCACUUGCAACACAAAUAAAAAAAACAUCUU
This is a messenger RNA of Trematomus bernacchii (emerald rockcod), 2882 nucleotides long. RefSeq names its product PAT1 homolog 2 (gene patl2). The transcript has 18 exons. Gene Ontology annotation, biological process: P-body assembly; deadenylation-dependent decapping of nuclear-transcribed mRNA. The record is from RefSeq and is a predicted model, not a curated record. Bases 106 to 2142 code for a protein of 678 amino acids. Gene Ontology annotation, molecular function: RNA binding. Gene Ontology annotation, cellular component: P-body. NCBI's taxonomy places the organism in Eukaryota, Metazoa, Chordata, Actinopteri, Perciformes, Nototheniidae.